Molecule: messenger RNA, 1425 nt
Organism: Oryza brachyantha (malo sina)
Lineage: Eukaryota; Viridiplantae; Streptophyta; Magnoliopsida; Poales; Poaceae
Product: mucin-1-like
Exons: 1
Coding region: 72-1091 (339 amino acids)
Biological process (GO): negative regulation of catalytic activity
Molecular function (GO): enzyme inhibitor activity
Source: RefSeq, a predicted model, not a curated record
CUUCCCCAUUCCUCCCUCAACCGCUGCAAGGGAGAGACGAACACCACCACCAGGGCGACCACCGACCGACCAUGGCGAUGCCUCGCUCCCAGCUGGCCGCCCUCUUCCUCGCCGUGCUCGUCACGGCGGCGCCGGUCGUCCGCGCCGCCGCCGCGGGGGCCUACGCGGUGGACAACCUGCAGGACGCGUGCAACAAGACGCUGUUCCCCAAGGUGUGCAUCCAGGCGCUGACGACGAACCCGGAGAGCCGGACGGCGAACGCGCGGCGGCUGGCGGAGCUGUCGGUGUACGUGGCGGCGGAGGUGGGCACGGCGGUGGCGGCGUUCGCGCACCACGAGCUGAACGGCGUGAAGGAGGACAGCCUGUUCAAGUGCGUGGACAGCUGCUCCGACGACAUCGAGGAGGCGGUGGCGCACCUGAGCGCCCUCACCCGGGAGCUCACCGACGCCAAGUUCCUCGAGGUCAAGGCGUGGCUGUCGGCGACGCUCGGCGGCUCCUCCACCUGCGAGGACACCUGCAAGGACGCCCCCAUCAGCGACAUCAAGAACGCCGUCGUCACCAAGAGCCUCGAGUUCGAGAAGCUGCUCCGCGUCACGCUCGACCUCAUCACCGAGGCCUCCGGCUCCAUGUCCGCCGGCGUCGCCGUGCCGCCCACCGCCUGGGAUGCCAGCGGCGCGCCGGGCCCGUCGCCCCCCGGCCCCUCAGAGUCCUUCGGCUCCGCCAACGCACCGGGCCCGUCUCCCCCCGGCUCCUCAGAGUCCUUCGGCUCCGCCAACGCGCCGGGCCCGUCUCCCCCCGAAGAUUCGGCGUCCUACGGCGCCGCCGGCUCAGCGGGACCGAGCCCAUCCGGCGCCGCCGGCUCACCGGGACCGAGCCCAUCCGGCGCCGCCGCCCCUGGACCGGCCACCGCCACCGACGGUCCGACAGCCGCCUACACCGACGUGCCGUCUCCGUCCCCGUCGAUCGCCACCUCACCGUCACCGUCACCCGGCUCCGCCGCGGACGCGCCAAAGUCCGGCGGUGGUUACGCGGAUUUGGCACCCGGCGCCAGUCCACCGGACUCCGACGCCGACGCCUACACGAAGGCGUGAGCGACGGCGCGUGGCAACCACCGGCAUUUUCUUCUUCCUAUCACCAUUGUUUCUUGAGUCUUCGAAUAAACCGAUGAUUCUACCGUGAGGUCCAUUGAUAUAAGUACAAUGGUCUGUGGGAAAAAGGAAAAAAAAAUUAAGUAAUUAAUUUAGUAGUAUGGGCAUAUGAGGAUAUAUUUCGGCCAAAAUAUAAAUUAGGGAGAAAAAAAUUAUUCAAGAAAUGAGGCCCAUAUAGGAGAGAUUGGCACGUGGCCUCAAAUCGGGAGAUUUUUAUCGAUGUAAUAACAGGGAAUGUAAUGUUAUAUGCGGUAUUGUUUUUUAAGACGAUAUGACA